Ipomoea triloba (trilobed morning glory) is the source of this 3525-nucleotide messenger RNA. RefSeq lists its product as uncharacterized. NCBI's taxonomy places the organism in Eukaryota, Viridiplantae, Streptophyta, Magnoliopsida, Solanales, Convolvulaceae. The coding region runs from base 1 to 3525 and encodes 1174 amino acids. The record is from RefSeq and is a predicted model, not a curated record. The transcript is spliced from 6 exons. Gene Ontology annotation, molecular function: RNA-DNA hybrid ribonuclease activity; nucleic acid binding.
AUGGAGGAUGGUACGCGCAGUACGAGGUACGAGGUUGGGCACGGACAAACAUCACAUACUUCGUUUAGUACAGCGGUUAAUACCCAGCAUGUUGAAGGUGAUGAGAAUUUCAGCCCAGAGGCAUUAAAUGUUAUGGCAGGAAACUUAAAUGCUCCUGAGGACACAACUCAGCCUAGCAUUCCAACUCAUAUGUCAGUCCUUGACAUUCUGAUGAUGGACCAGACACGUAAGAGAACAGCCCAAGAGUUGGAUGGGCCUGAUCCAUUUCUUUCAGCCCAAGCCGUUUCCAUGAAUGUUGAUCCAAAUAUCGCACCAGAGGCGGACAACGCAAGCAGAGGGAGUUGGCGUCUAACGGGUUUCUACGGUGAACCAGAUAGGCGGAAUCGGAGUGAGAAAAGAGGUGGGAAUCCACAACCUACUUGGUUGAUUGAGGGCUUUCGAGAUGCAGUAUCCAGUAGUGGCCUUUCCGAUUUCCCCCUUCAAGGUCACCAAUUUACCUGGGAGAAAUCUCGUGGGAAACCGGAUUGGAUUGAAGCCAAGUUAGACAGAGUGCUGGUGUCUGACUCGUGGAAAGACAAGUUCAAAGAUGCAGAGGCUCAUACCAUUAUUUCUUCUAAGAGCGACCACCUCCCAAUUCUGCUCAAGGUGGUGGAGGCAGUUUGCCGUGAGGUAGUGAUAGAUAGCUGGGAGGCUUCUAGAGGUUUGGAUUUGUUGGUUCGAAUUGAACGAUGCAAUGAAGCUGUGUGGAAAUGGGGGAAAGUGUUCACAAAGAACUUCAGGCGUAAGAUUGAUUUCUGGUCUCGGCGGAUGGAAUCUCUGAAGAGGAGGACUGAUCACCAAGGCUGCAUGCUAUUUAAGGAAGCCCAAUACCAUCACUUAAAAGCCCUGGAACAUCAAAACGCGUACUGGAGGCAUAGAUCCAAAGAAUUCUGGUUAAAGGGAGGGGAUCAAAAUACAACCUUUUUCCAUAAUGCAGUUCGCAGGAGGCGUCAAAACAAUCAAAUUCUCAGACUUAAAGACGAUAAUGGGGAAUGGUGUGACAGAGGUACAUCUCUCAAUAAUCUUAUGCUUAAAUAUUUCUCUGAUAUGUUUGACUAUGAGCAAGAUGUCCAAGGUCCUAUUCUUGAGAAUCUGGGGUCUGUUUUGUCCCAAGCUCAGAAUGAGUGUCUUACUAGUACCUUUACCACGGAGGAGAUAAAGAGGGCUUUGUUUGAUAUGAAACCGGAUAAGUCGCCGGGUCCGGAUGGCUUAUCCCCUGGGUUUUUUCAGCAAUAUUGGGAUAUUCUUGGUAGAGAUGUUGUGAAUUUCUGUGAAACAUUUAGGCAAACCAAAUCACUUCCUCCUGGGGCUAACAACACUCACAUUGUUUUGAUUCCCAAAGUGGCUAAGCCUACUUCCAUGACUGAGUUAAGACCCAUUGCCCUCUGCAAUGUGCUGUAUAAAAUCUUAUCAAAGGCCUUAGCUAACAGAAUAAAGCCACUGCUAAACUGCCUUGUCUCUGAAUCUCAGUGUGCCUUCGUCCCAGGAAGGCUCAUAUCUGACAAUUUACUCCUUGCUUAUGAAAUCCAACACUAUUUGAAAAGAAAAUCCCAGGGAAAUAAUGGCAUGAUGGGGCUCAAAUUGGAUAUGAGCAAGGCCUAUGAUAGGGUCAAUUGGAGCUUGGUGGAAGGGAUUUUAUCUAAAUUGGGUUUCUCAGCCGACUUUGUUGCUAUGGUUUCGGGAUGCAUUAGAUCUGUCCAUUAUAACCUGCUGCUUGAAGGUCGUGAAAUAGGCAGCUUUAUUCCUAAGAGAGGCCUCAGGCAGGGUGAUCCCUUAUCCCCAUACCUGUUUAUUCUAAUGAUGGAGUGUCUUAGCAGGUUGAUUUCUAAAGAGAUUCAUCAUGGUUCUCUGCAUGGGGUUACUAUCUCUAGGGGGGCUCCGGUUAUUUCCCACUUAAUAUUCGCCGAUGAUUGCUUUCUCUUCUGCCGUGCAAAUUCUUUGGAAGCUGGUUUACUGAAGGAGAUCUUAAAAGAAUUUUCUGCAGCUUCUGGUCAGUCAAUCAAUCUGACCAAAUCAUCCCUAAUUUUUAGCAAGAAUGUGGACUCCCUGUCUAGAACUGUGGUAUCUGAAAUUCUGGGCAUCUCAGAGGGCUGUAUGCAGGGUAAAUAUUUGGGGCUACCUUCUCUGGUGGGUAGAAGAAAAACCGAGAUCCUUGGAUUUAUCAAAGACAAAGUGCUAGGGAGGAUCAAGAGUUGGAAUAACAGGUUUCUUUCACGGGCUAGGAGGGAAAUCCUAAUAAAAAAUGUCCUACAGGCUAUUCCAACUUAUGCCAUGAGCAUUUUCCUUUUACCCCAUUUCAUUUGUCAUAAGAUUGAGCUGGCUUUAAAUAAAUUUUGGUGGAAAGGGCAGUCUGAGGAUGGGAAAGGCAUCAACUGGAAACGAUGGGACGAGCUGUGCAAGCCUAAAGCUUUUGGAGGAAUGGGGUUUCAAAGUUUGAGGGCGUUCAAUAUGGCUCUUCUAGGCAAACAGGCCUGGAGAUUUAUCCAUUAUCCUAAUUUUCUUGUCUCAAGGGUUUUCAAAGCCAAAAAUAUAAAUGUCUGGAAGGAUCCAUGGCUCCCAAACAAGUCUUCUCCCUUUGUCUCAACUCCUAUGCCAGACUACCUUGCCGAGGCAAAAGUUCAUUCUCUUCUUACUUUGCAGGGCAAUAACUGGGACAAGGAACUUCUUGAUGAUAUUUUUGAGCCGGCAGACACUGUCCAAAUCAUGAGUAUUCCAAUCCCCAUUGGAAACCAUCAAGACAGAUUAAUUUGGAACCAUGAUGAUAAAGGGUCUUACACUGUGAAGAGUGCUUAUAGAGUUAUAUGUGGAGAGCUUGCUGAUAUUCACCGGCUUCCUCUUAUCUUAACCGUCGCAUGGUACAUCUGGUUCGAGCGCAACAAGAGGAUCUGGAAUGGAAUCAAAUCUUCUUUCUCAUCUAUUCUUGAGGAAGCCAGGUUGUACUUCUUAGCUUGGCAACAGCUUAAUGUCCUACAUCCCCAUUUAGCUUCACGGCAACAGGAUCCUAGGCGGGAGAGACCAGCUCUUGGUUGGCUUAAGAUCAAUACGGAUGCAGCGAUGAAUACUACUUCCAAUAUGUCUGGGUUUGGUUUUAUUGCUAGAGAUUCUGAUGGUCUGUUCGUUGCGGCAAAGUACUUAUCAUGUUCCGGAAUCUUUCAACCCAGAGUGACAGAGGCUCUAGCUGUCAGAGAGGCACUCAUUUGGGCUAAAGACAAAGGUUUUGAUGCUGUUUGCUUGGAGUCUGAUGCUCAAGUCGUCAUACAGGGUCUAGGGAAUUCAAACUCUAAUACUUAUUUUGACCUUGUUCUCAUGGAUAUUCAUAAAUUAACUAGUUCUUUCCUAAAUAUUAGCUUUAUGUUCGUUAAGCGAUCCGCGAAUUCGGCAGCCCACCGCUUAGCAAGGGAGGCCGUUUUCAAUGCUGAUUGUAGGGAGUGGACUUCUUCCCCUCCUUCUUUUAUCUCUGAUGUUAUUUUGGCUGAGGCCGUUUGA